AUGGCCAACUUCCUCGCCUCCAUCUUCGGCACGGAGCUCGACAAGGUCAACUGCUCCUUCUACUUCAAGAUCGGCGCCUGCCGCCACGGCGACCGCUGCUCGAGAAAACACGUCAAGCCCAGCUACUCGCAGACCAUCCUCAUGCCCAACCUCUACCAGAACCCGGCCUACGACCCAAAGAACCGCAUGAACCCGUCCCAGCUGCAGAACCACUUUGACGCCUUUUACGAGGAUAUCUGGUGCGAGCUCUGCAAGUACGGCGAGCUCGAGGAGCUCGUGGUGUGCGACAACAACAAUGACCACCUCAUAGGAAACGUCUACGCCCGCUUCAAAUACGAAGACUCUGCCCAAAAGGCCUGCGACGACCUCAACUCGCGGUGGUACGCCGCCCGCCCCAUAUACUGCGAGCUCUCCCCCGUUACCGACUUCCGCGAGGCCUGCUGCCGCCUCAACUCGGGCGAGGGCUGCGUCCGCGGCGGCUUCUGCAACUUCAUCCACCGCAAGAACCCCUCCGAGGACCUCGACCGCGACCUCACCCUCAGCACCAAGAAGUGGCUCAAGGACCGCGGCCGCGACGAGAGGAGCCCGUCUCGCUCGCCUACCCCCGAACCCACGCGCCCUGUUUGUUUGAAGCGUAUCGUUGUCGUAUCAGGCGGAACAGAGCGCGACGGUUCCAAACGACAAAGGAUGCGGACGAUGAUCAAACUCUGGCAUGGAAGCUCGGCUGAGCAAAACAAAGCAGGCUGUUUGGAGAUUGCCGGAAGCCGGGCCGCCGGGCAUUGGCAUGUAGUAUCAUGUCACGAGAGGUCUAAUCAGCAGAAGGAGGAAGAGGAAGACGAAGAGUGCAAGGCGAAACCCCCAGAAAUUGAGAAUUUGAUACCCAUCCCCCGUACCUGUCUCAAAGGGAGCAACUACGACCCCUGCAUCAUCAUCAUCAACCCUUGCCUCGAAUAUUGGGAGUGA
Colletotrichum lupini is the source of this 963-nucleotide messenger RNA. RefSeq lists its product as uncharacterized. The record is from RefSeq and is a predicted model, not a curated record. Gene Ontology annotation, biological process: mRNA splicing, via spliceosome. Gene Ontology annotation, cellular component: U2AF complex; spliceosomal complex. NCBI's taxonomy places the organism in Eukaryota, Fungi, Ascomycota, Sordariomycetes, Glomerellales, Glomerellaceae. Gene Ontology annotation, molecular function: pre-mRNA 3'-splice site binding; metal ion binding. The transcript is spliced from 4 exons. Bases 1 to 963 code for a protein of 320 amino acids.